This is a messenger RNA of Meloidogyne enterolobii, 2190 nucleotides long. Lineage: Eukaryota; Metazoa; Nematoda; Chromadorea; Rhabditida; Meloidogynidae. The record is from the annotation of a GenBank genome assembly.
CAAAUUCUUUUUAUCAAAAUGCGAGAAGAGCAACUCAGAAAAUGGCGAAUUAGGGAGGCUGAUCUAGCCAGCAUUGAAUUUGAAAAUCAGAGGAGGCAAGAUCGAAAUCAGAGGACCGAUUUUGAGGAUGAUAAGCAUCAUAGAGUCAAGUAUACUUUUUAGUAAAUUUUUUUAGAUAAGUUGGGGAAAGUGGGUAAUUGUUGGGAAAGGAAAAGGAGGGAAGUAAAUCUACUUGUGGGUGUUUUUGUUAGUCUUGGACAAUUGGGUUUUUUGCGAGUCGGGCCGACGUUCGAGUCAUUUUUUCAGGCCUCAUUUUUAUCAGACCGGCCCGACCGAGUCUUUUUCGGGCCAAAAUUCGAGGCACGACUCGAUCUUUCGGAUCGGGCCUCCAAUCCUAUCUUGGAGGCUUGGGUUUUUUGUUGGCCCUUCCUUGUUUCCAUCACUUUCUUGGUAAUUCAAUAGAGUCACAAAGCCGUAAUCAGCAUCAGAGCUUCAUCAAGAUUUCUCUUCUUUUCUAAGAAAUUUCAGUUCUUUUCUAGCCUUAAGUGGAAUAGAGAAAAUUUCUUUUCUCCCUUUAAGGCAAUCACGUAACAAAAAUUUUCGAUCAUUUUUGUGCAGCUCUUGUCCAGCAUCAUUUUUUACCUCUAGCAGGUUUCCUAUAUUUUUUGGUUUCUCAAAACUUGAGGGAUUUAUCGAAAAUUCAACAUAUGGGAUAAAAUGUCCACUUUUUUUAAAUAUCAUUUUUUCAGAUGGUUGAACGGUCGAGAUGGAAAUGUUUGGGUUUGGGUGAUGGGGGAGCACCCAAGUGACUUGAGCAUUGAGCAAAUUUUGGAGAAUGAGGCAAAAGAAAGGGCAAAAAAUUUGGCAGAGAAGGAGGAUAUCGAGAGGACAGAAGACAUUCAAAGUUUGAUUGACCAAGAAGAGGCUGCUCUUAAAUCUGAAUUGGCCAAAAUUGAUUUAAAUCAGAAUGGGACUGAUUCUGAGCUGGACAAUAAGACUGAUUCUUAUUCUCCCUAUGAUGAAUUACCCGAUGAAAGCAGCAUAAAUGAUGAUAUUCUUGAAAACAAUAUUGCAACAACUCGUUCAUUUGGCCAAAAAAUGAAUAAUUUAAUAGACUCUCGGCUUCAAAACAAUGGAUAUUUAACUAGUAAAAUGAUUAUGGCGGAUAAAACAAGUCUGUCUUUUCCAGAUUCAAAUGAAAUUUAUGAUAAUUUGGUUUCCCCGUCUCAUUCUGCUGCCAAUUUUGCCCCACAAAAUUCUUACGAUUUAAGAAGGCAAUCAACCUUUGACAAAUUAAAUGGCACCAAAAGAAUCGAUAUUAAACGAAAUGAGCGUUCUAUGCCUCCACCUAUACCUGAAAAACCUGCAAGUUUGCGAAGAACAAUUAGCAGCCAUAUGGGAAAUGAGACACGUUUUGUGGAGCGGAAUGAUGGGGAUGAACAAAAUUUGGAGUUUAACACAAUUCGAAGCUAUAUUCCACCGGAAGAAAUCGAAAAAAGACAAUCCAAAAUUUUUGAACAAUUAAAGGAACAAAGAGACAGAUUAGAACGUGAAGCAGAAAUGGAGGCUCGUCGAGAGCAGGCUGAAUAUGAAGAAAGGAAACGAAAAGCUCGAGAAGCAGAGGAAUCUGUUAGACGAAUUGCAGCACGAGCGAGGGAUCAACAUAGAAAGAAUAUGCGAACAUCAGAUGCACUUUUACCUCUCUUUAAAGAGAAGCCAACAUGUGCAAAUUCAAUAAGGGACGCUCUCAGAGCUUUGCCUAGACCUCCAAAACCUAAAAGUCGACGAGCAAUUUUAACUUGGUUUUGGAAUUCUGAAUUAGAACAAUGGAGAGGACAGUCACCGCCAAAGUGGUUUCAUGGAAUCAUUUCUCGAGAAGAAGCCGAAAAACUUUUAAUUGGCAAACAAACAGGAGCUUUUCUUGUACGAGUCACUGAGCGUAUUUUUGGAUAUACUGUCUCCUACAGAGCUGUGGAAGGAUUGAAAAAUUUUCUUGUUGAAAGAAUUGUUGAUGGAUACCAGUUUAUGGGUACAAACCAAUUGGUCCAUUCAACACUUGCUGAGCUUGUUUUUUAUUACCAAACACAUCCAAUAACUCUUAAAGGUAGUGAAGUAUUAAUUGAACCUGUUGGACAGGACAAAACACCUCCAGAUUAUGAGGAUCUUUUUCAACCUUUUGUUGAAUGACAU